GUGAACAGAUUGCAAGCUAUUCGAUACAAUUUGUUAAUUUGGAAAUCGAUGCCAAACAAUAUAGGCAAACAAUAAUGGCGCGUAGUAAAAUUUGGAAAUAUUAUGAUAAAAUAGAUCUCCAGACAGCACAAUGUUUGCUCUGCGAAAAGAUAAUAAAGACCUGUGGCAAUACGUCCAAUCUGAUGAAACACAUGAAGACCCAUCCACAAAUCGAUGUCAAUGACCAUGACUCGAUUGUUGUUCGAGGCAUUCUCAAACGUGAGCCAAAUCCUAUUAAAAGCCGUGGACGAAAGCAACUUAAGUAUGCAUCCAUCAAAAUUAAAUCGGAGCCAAAGCGAGAAGUCGAUAAUGAUCAAGUUACCAACGAUAUGGAUGUGAACAUAAUCGAGCUGGUGGAUGCGGAAGCGACUGCAGCGGUCGACAGUGUAGCUAGUGAGGAGACGUAUGCCAAUUGGGCGACGGCGGCGGCAGAGACUGAAUCAGCCACGGAGACCGUAAGUGCAGAGGACAUUAUAGAAUUUGAGCCAAAGGAGGCAAACGAACAGAACGAUCAACGAUCAGUGUACCAAAUGCAAAGCGAAGAAGCGCAGCCAGAAAUGGAUCAUCUGAUUGCCAGUAACAAUGUUUAUCAGAACAGUUUAGCAUACUUUAUAUGCCACGACAAACAGCCGUUAAAUAUGAUAAAGGGCGAGGGGUUUAAGCGUUUAGUCCAAGUACUUUGUCCCACCUUCCGUUUACCCAGCUCUGAGCAGCUGGCUGCGCACAUUGGUCAAAGAGCACAAAUUCAAAUAGCGCAGUUGCGGCAGGUAUUUGCACAUGUGCAAAGCCUGUCACUGAGCUGCGCCAUUAACACAAAGUCCGAGCAACAAUUUAGCUACCUGGAGGUGGCUGCACACUAUAACGAAGGCCUGUAUCGACGCUCAAAAACAAUCUCUGUGCAAAUGCUACCCUUGCAGUAUAAUGCGAGCAACAUAGUGGAACGUUUGGAUCGCAUUUGCCAACGAUUUGACAUAGACAAAUCGAAAAUUGUUUGCAUUGUGAGCCGCAGUAAUCGUUUGAUGGAGAACGCGGUAGCCAUGUUGUUGGGUAGCCAACGGCAUGUGCCUUGUUUUGCCCAUCUGCUGGAACAGCUGUUCGAGUUGGUCGUACAGCGCCAUGAAUUCAGUGCUCUUUGCGACAAGGUGCGUCGCUGUCAGGGUCAACAAAUGGAGAAGAUAGAUGUGGCGGGAAGACCUUUAAGCAGCUACGAGAUGCUGGAACGCUAUGUGAAGCAAACGGCACAGCUGCAGAAACUGUUACCACCGGAUGCAUUGACAGGCGCUGAAUUAGAUUUGGCUGCAGAACUAAUAACAGUGCUGGCUCCACUAGCCAGUGCAAUGCGCCAAUUGUGUGGCACGAGUAUCUCCACAUAUCCCAGUGCCAGUAAUGCUUUACCUAUUGCCUAUACCGUGCUCAACGAAUUGAAGCAGCCAGAAAUCGCAGAGCAGCAGCAACAUCAAAUCUCCUAUGAUUUGCGUCUAUUUGUUAUCCGUUUGCUGGAGGAGCGCUUCGAGGUCAUGGAAAAUAAUACGCAGUUGGCUCUGUCUAGUCUAUUAGAUCCACGUUUCCGCAAUAUGCCGUUCCAGAGUGCAUCGUUGGUGGCCAAAUAUAUGACACAGCUGUAUGACCUGUAUGAGGAGAAGGGCGGGGUCAUACCUGUUGAAUCGAGUCAGGAAGCGAACACUGAUAACUACGAUAUAUGGGCAGCAUAUAGGGCCUUUUCUCAUGAGAAGCACAAGCACAUCAAUAUGAAUGGUGAGAGUGAGAAUAUGGAUGAGAUAUCCAGCUAUUUCUGUUCAAGCAUUAGCAGCCUACAGACGGAGCCACUGCUGUUGUGGAAGGAUCUCGUACAGUUUCAUCCAUUUUUGCAUAGCUUGGCUAAAAGGUAUUUGCAUAUACCGGCAUCGGCCUUACCACCGGCACGAAUAUUUACCGCCGGUGGAGAAGAAACAAUAGCUCAACAUGAAAAAUUCUUGGACGAGCAGCUGAGCAAUAUGGUUUUAAUGGCGGAUUGCGCAAGGGAUGAAUGGCAAUUGUAGUACAAGCAUAUUAUUUUUUUACCUAUGUUAGCGAAUUUUUAAUCAUUGUAAACAACUUUGUGUCAGUCAUCUUUGUGUGACAAGUUUUAUACCCUGUAAUAAGUCAAUAGAAAUUUGUAUUUAAUUUAUU
Drosophila hydei is the source of this 2208-nucleotide messenger RNA. Its product is annotated as zinc finger BED domain-containing protein 1. The transcript has 3 exons. NCBI's taxonomy places the organism in Eukaryota, Metazoa, Arthropoda, Insecta, Diptera, Drosophilidae. The record is from RefSeq and is a predicted model, not a curated record. Gene Ontology annotation, molecular function: DNA binding. Bases 75 to 2078 code for a protein of 667 amino acids.